AUGUCAGCAGAGCAAUUCUCAAAACUCUCUCUAGGAGGGGACAUGGUAACCACUCGUGCCCGGGCUGCAAGGGCAGCGAGAGCCAACUCACAAUCGUCUAAAUCAGAGCACUCCAAUCAAGAUCAGCCACUACCAUCCGUCGAGCCUACUGCUUCUCCUACACCUUCACUUGUUAUAUCCACCAAGAAUCUACAGUACAAUGUCUCGGCUUUCGACAACGACCUGCGUAGAAGAGCGAGGAAGGGACUAGAAGGAAAAGACAUCAGAAUGAAAUACUGUGCCAUUUCUGAGGAUGGAGAAAGUCCAGAUGGAAGCCCUAAGAAGUAUUUCUAUCUUGAUGAUGAUAUCACGGUAGCCAUAGGGGGAGAGUUGCGGAGACCGAGAUGUUCAUGCGGUGCAAACGAAACUGGUAUUGCAUGCAAGCACAUUUAUUGGGUUGGAGACCAGAUUAUGUCGACUGCCUACGACGAUAUGGUCAAGACACCUCUUCAUCUUUCACCAGACGGCUCCAAGAUCGAAGACGUAAAGCCGGAUAACAUACUGGACGCCAAAGGCCUAGUGAACAUUGCCAACGAUCUCAAGUGGGUUUAUCGAGACGACGAAGUACCUGAAGAUGACGAGGAUAUGAAAGAAGCGAUUACUGACAUGCUUUCUUGCUUUGCCCCUCAAGAAGAAUUGCCUGGCGAAUUCAAAUGGCCCGAGUCGCCACUGACAUCUGAGCGUUCGAAAAAGUACCAAGAUCUGGCGGAUCUUAUUACCGAGCAUGCCAACAGAGAUGCUAGCUUAUAUCUUCGGUUGCGUCGGAUUAUCGAUCCAGAUUUUGAAAGUCGCGUUUUCUUCGAGAAGGUCGAUAACCGUAUUGAAUCGGCCUUCAAUGCAUUGGAGGAGUAUAUUGCCAAGGGCCCGACCACCAAUUCAUUCCCGGAUGCACUCCGUUUCGAUGUGCCCAGCUGUGCAAAGAAGCUCAAGGCACUGGUCUGUGCUAUUGAAGAUUUCUACCAGAAUCACUCACAUGUUGAAGACGUAGCUGUUCGUGCAGCUGGAGCUCUGAUCAAGAUCCUCGACCGUGUCACAGACCGCAAUGAGAACGCAUACGAGAACAUCACGUGGGAGUGGGAAGCUCCCUCUGAUCCCAAUCAGAGCAAUCUCUACGUCGCGCUCAUUGGAGCCUACGGUGACGGUGACUCACCGUUUGUCCUCGACGCCCUUGGGUCUUUGCCACAAGAGGCCGUGUAUCGCAAUCAUUGGGAAACCCUACAAGACAUCGAGAAGAAGCUUACUGAGUCUGACGCCUCGUUGCAGUACAUCAAUAUCUUCCACAACAUUGUCUACGAGCCCCGCAAGAGGCCUGGAUCCGAGGUUCGUGAGCGAGAACCGAAGAGGGCGAUGCAGUAA
Messenger RNA from Bipolaris oryzae ATCC 44560, 1395 nucleotides. RefSeq lists its product as uncharacterized. NCBI's taxonomy places the organism in Eukaryota, Fungi, Ascomycota, Dothideomycetes, Pleosporales, Pleosporaceae. The transcript has 2 exons. The record is from RefSeq and is a predicted model, not a curated record. Gene Ontology annotation, molecular function: zinc ion binding. The coding region runs from base 1 to 1395 and encodes 464 amino acids.